AUGGCGGCCGCGCGCGCGCGCAGUGGCCGCGGUGUGCUCGAAUCGAUCUGUGAUGCGCAUCUCGACCUUGGCGGUCGCAUUCUUGCGUCCGAUCUGGCCCCAGGCGUCGCGCUCCACGACCAGCUCGGCGCGAGGGGCUGCCUCUCGGAGGACGAGCGCCGGCGCCGAGUCGAGUGCAACAUCAGCUCGAGUUCGAAUCGACCAAUGGGAAGCUCGCACUCGCGCGCGCGCGGCGACGCCAUGGCCUCGAUUCCGAGCCGACCAACUCGGCGCAUGACCCCAGCAGCCCCCACGGACUACCCUACGAGUCCGCUGGCCGAAUCCGCGCGAUUGGGGCGUCGCGGAAGGCGACCCCCGGACGCGGGUGCCGGCCCUGUGUGUAAAGGGAAUAAAGCCUUCACUGCCCCCAAACUUGAUUCAUACCGUCCUCGAUACCUUGAGCCGCAAAGAAUAUCUCAAAUGUGCAAGAAAAAUCAUAACAUAGCGAAUAACACCAACCAAAUCACUCUCCAAAAAAGUGAGAUUGGCUUCAUCACCUCUAUAAAACUUGAGAAGAGCAAUGACUGCACUCAAUACGUUGUGGAAUUGGUAGCGCCGAUGAUAGAAGAAGAAUUGGACCUCACCAAUUCAUGGGGUGAGCAAACCCAUACUCUCGAGCGUGUGCUCAAGGCCCUGAUAUUAGACUUGAACCGAAUCCAUGAGCGUGUAGAUGUUUUACAAAAAAACCACGGUCCUAAAAUAGAUGCGAUAAAAUGCGGUCUUGAUGUUCUUGCAGCGAAUGUUCAGGGCUUCCAAACGCAGGAGGAAGGCAUCAAAUCACAAUGUCGCGAGCGUGCGAUUCUGCCAGAUGCACGCCCAAAGAAUGAAAAAAUAGCACCCAUUCGACUGCCAGCUGCAGGCGAGUGCAGAGAGCCACCCGCGAAAGUGAGACAAGGAGGGCAUUAUCCAUUGGGUGCAACGCGUCUUAAGGCACGGCAGAGAUGGCGAUGGGCUCUUAUGAAGAUUCGGAUGCAGAUGAUACGGGGGCGGAUACCAAUGACAUCGGUCGUCAUCGGGAGAAAAAAUUCCAUUGCAGUCCGUCUUAGACAGGUGGAAGACCUGGUGGACAACACAGACUACAAAAUCCGAUUCAUCUCAACUCACGCUGGUCCUGAAAAAGUGAAGAAGCUACUGCAAGCAACAACCUGGCUGGAGGAAGCUUUCGUUGGAGGUUUGAGUCAGGAGCCAUCAAAUUUUUCCGGGGUGUUGAGUCGGUUGGCACAUGUGGAGCGCAAAUGUGACACUGUUGCUAGACACGCAGCGUGUGCAUUCAAGGAUGCAACAUACCUGCGUUCUAAAACUGAGAAGACUGAAAAGGCCAUUAAGAACGCUCUUCCUCGUGCCCGUAGAGAGGCGGUGGGGCUCAUGCGUGCGCUCCGGAACACGUGUUUUGCUGCAAUGAGAUCGCGCGAUAUAGCUGUCUUGCCUGGGAGUAAUAAGCUUAUGCAGGGGUGGUUAGCACCCAUGUACCACCAGCUUGAGCGCGCUAAAGAAUCUCUCCAGAUUCCAUCGUCAGGGUAUGAGAUAGACCAGGAAAGUUCUGUCAACUUGAGCCAAUGGCGAGUCAAUGCCCUCGCGAUGGCUCGCUAUCUACACGUGAAAUUACGGGAUGAUGAACGCAUCCAGGAACACUUAAAUGUGUCAACACUGAAGGACGUGCCUAUCGACAUUGUUGGCGAUCAGGCUUACAAUGUUGAGAAAGCUGCUGAUGUGGGAUUCAUAAUUGAAGUCGUGGACAAAAUCACGCAUGCCCGCGAGCUCGCAGCAGCCAGUGCGGAAGCUUGUUUGCGAUCCCUCGUUGAUGCUUUAGCUAUGGAUCACGAUGAAUAUUCAAUGCGUCCCGGGACGAUCGCUCUGCAACUUUGGUGUCUUGGGCCUCAAGGCCCAGACGGAGGAAAAAUGCGUUCUCACUUUGAUGCGCUUGAUGCCGGGGUAGUCGCAGCACAGGCAGCCUUGUCGUUCGCACCUGAGUUAUCGUUUGUGGAGGAACUGGCCAGUCGCAUUGGGGCUGUCGAAAUGACGGAGACCAAUCGCCGACUCGAGCACGAUACCCCUGAUGGUACCGUCAUUGACGCAGCCACAGCGAAACGGACACGCGAUGAUAUCGAACACUUCCGAAUGGUGCUUGCGGAAAAUUCACAUUCGCUUGGUAGCCUUCGAUCUGAACUACAAACCAAGGCAGGGCAAGUGGAUACAUCAAGUUCUCUAGAAUUACUGCGACGCGAGAUCGUUCGGCUCGAUUCUUCGACCGUAGCCAAAACCCAACUAAAUGCUGGUUUAGCCACAAAGUUGGAUCGCCGAGAUCUUGGGCGCAUAGCAGCGAUGAUUGCUAAUGGUGACCUUGAUGGCAUCAACACAGCUGUUGCUUCCAAACUGCAAAAUCCCACCUUCCGCUGCCUCUGCUGUGAUAAACCGCUGACCGUAGCCGCCAAUACACACCUGCGCAUUUUAAGUGAGGUGAGCACGCUCGUGAAAACAAUGACAAAAGAAAUCUGUACACAUCUUGCAGGGGCGGAUUCAAACACUUCCCAGUCUCGCGUCAGAUCGCAUGGCAUCAGAGUUUGUGAGUUCUGUGUCCUGUGGUGAGACUAGUGACGCUGGGCUACGUGGAGUGAGCGCUGACGAUGACUCGCUGGAGACAAUGCUAACAACUAGACCAAAAACAAUGGGAGGAUCGACGGAUGGGAUUUCUUUGGCAUCUGGGGCCACGUUCAGUCGAUAUCCAAGUCUGCUGCCAACGCGAAAGCCUGUGCGAGCAAGGCUGAAGGAAAAAAAAGGGCACAUCAGUCAACUUUAAGCCGGAGCAGCUAUACGCUUGCCCAGAGGGUGAAUAUCCAACAGUUCAAGCAAGUGGCAUCCCAAGUGAGGAACCGCGACUGGUAUGACAAACCACCAUGCAGCCGCGUCGACGCACGCAGGCUCCACCAUCCAGGAAGGGAAGCAGGCUCGGCUUCAAAAUUAUUUACAUUACUUUGCUCCCUCACUAUCGCGACGUCACACUAUGGAGAUGGCACUGCACUCCCCCGUAACGUUGACCUCAACAAUGCAGACUUCAUACGGAGCUUGGGAGAUGCUUGGGCAUUAGAAAUAAAUGUCCAAUUUAAUAAUUUAAUUAUUUGGCAAUGGACGCGCCUCUACGAUCCCUGCGACUGCAUUUUGGCUCGAGGGAGGGUGUGCGUUGGCACGAUUUUGGAGAAGAGUGGUCUGAAGACCAUGGGGUUGCGCGCGCGCGCCCAUCGUCUAAAAGACCAUAAUGUGUGCGGUGUAGCUUCAUCUCUCAUAAGGUUAAAGUGCUUGUGUCGCGUCCACAAAGUUUGGGGCUCGCGCGCGACGAUCAUGGCGAUGCGACCCCUCGCUCUCACUACACCGCACACAUUAUGGUGCGACCUAAAAGGUCACCUGUCAGGUGCCUACCUAGACGUCGGCGGCGUCCAGCUAGAGGCUCUCGGGACCUUUCAGGUCCUGUCUGGUGUCGGGCGAGACGCCCCCUCGGACCUACCAGGUCGCGCCGCGUCUCCUGAAAGGUCGCGUCACGACCUAAAAGAACGGCGACUCGAAAGGUCGGUUUCGUCAGAUCGGCAGCGACCUGAAAGGUCGGCGACUAAAAAGGUUUCGCCAGGCAGGCCCGGGGACGGCUCCUUGAGGGCACGUUGCCCCGCUGCAAGAAGCCCGUGCGGCCUUCAAGAUGCCGCAUUACGACCGGCCCCACCUACCAGAACAAACGCGUUUAACUAG
This is a messenger RNA of Aureococcus anophagefferens, 3774 nucleotides long. RefSeq lists its product as hypothetical. The transcript is spliced from 18 exons. Bases 1 to 2625 code for a protein of 874 amino acids. The record is from RefSeq and is a predicted model, not a curated record. NCBI's taxonomy places the organism in Eukaryota, Pelagophyceae, Pelagomonadales, Pelagomonadaceae.